Messenger RNA from Anisakis simplex (herring worm), 822 nucleotides. The record is from the annotation of a GenBank genome assembly. Lineage: Eukaryota; Metazoa; Nematoda; Chromadorea; Rhabditida; Anisakidae.
AUGAAAGCAAAUGAGAAACAAGCUGCCUGCAGGCUCAAACCACCAGUUCAAUUAUACCGCGACGGUUAUGAUACCGGUGAGAGAUUCAUCGUUGAGCAAUUGAAUCAAAGUGAUAUAUUCGCCUUCAAAGUUAAACGUCAAUCAACAAACGCUGUUGUAUGGGAUACAUCUAUUGGUGGAUUAUUCUUUGCCGAUCAAUUCAUUCAGAUUGCUGCAUUUGUCGGAUCAUCUGAGAUUUACGGUAUUGGCGAGAACAUUCAGCACACACUGAGGCAAAAUGUGCAAGAUUAUCACACAUGGGGUAUACCAGCCAGAGACAAUCAGCCUUACUCCUCCUCUGAUGGACUUGGACCCUAUCGAAGAAAGAAUUUAUUUGGUAUGCAACCGUUUUACAUGGCUUUCGAACGUGACUAUAAAGCGCAUGGCGUCCUCAUAUUCAAUUCAAAUCCGCAGGACAUAACAAUUGGCCCAGCACCUCAUCUUAUUUAUCGCACUAUUGGUGGCAUGUUGGACAUUUACUUUUUCCCAGGCCCUACUCCCGAAGAUGUUAUUCGUCAAUAUACAGCUCUCGUUGGACGGCCUGCGUUGCCCGCAUAUUGGGAACUUGGAUUUCAGAUGAGUAAUAGUGGUUGGCAAAAUUUGACCGCAAUGCAGAAUAUUGUUAAUGACUUCAAUCGACUGAACAUUCCGCUAGAUGUGGUCUAUGCGGACAUUGAAACGAUGGAUGGUUAUGAAGAUUUCACAAUUGGAUACGUAAAUUUUGCUAUUGUUCUUUAUGCUUUUCUAAUAUCAAUCUAUUAUCAUUCCAUUAUCGUACUAUGA